This is a messenger RNA of Cuscuta campestris, 2115 nucleotides long. The record is from the annotation of a GenBank genome assembly. Lineage: Eukaryota; Viridiplantae; Streptophyta; Magnoliopsida; Solanales; Convolvulaceae.
GACGUGGGAAUUUCCUUAUUAUUUUAGAAUGAGUCAAGAAUCGACCCAUGGUCAGUACGUUCCGGAGCCGGAGCACGUGAGCGUGCACACGGUGAACACCGAGGGUUCGAGUUUCACGCCUCCGGGUGACGGAGGGCAACGAUAGAAUCAACCUGCGCCAGCGAGACAGCCACCAGCUGUACCACCGCCAGUCGUACCACCUCCAGUGAUGCCACCGUUGCUGAUGCCGCCGGUGGCCUACGAGCAGAUCUUUCCGGCCAUGAUGGCCCAUUAUAUGCAGCACAUGGCGCAGCUUAUGCCCAUGUUCCAGCCACCGCCACCACCACAGCCGCAGCCGCGCAUCGUUACCUUCAAGAUGUUGAAGGAUAAUGGAGCGGAAGAGUUUCGAGGAGAGAAGAUGGGGGAGCCCCAGAUUGCAUUGGAUUGGCUUGAGCAGAUGGACCGGGUACUCAAGAAUUUGAGAGUCCCAGAUGCUGAUCGCUCGGAGUUGGCGUCACAGAUGUUCCGGAAGGGAGCAUAUGAUUGGUGGAAGCGCAUUGACCAGGAUCCACACACGCCCAAGCCGUGGACCUGGGAUCGCUUCGAUCGAGCCUUCACGAAGGAGUACGUCCCCACCCGGUACCGCGAGGAGAGGCGCGAUGAAUUCGUUGCGCUUAAGCAGGAGGGGAUGUCACUGCCUGAACUGAGACAGAGGUUCGACUACCUGUCCCAGUAUGCGAUGAGUCUGGUCUCCACUCCGGAGGAUCGUUUGAAUGAGUUCGUCAAGAAGCUACGGCCGGACUUGAGGCCGUACGCUGCGCUGAUCACGACGACAGAUUUUAAUGCGGCGUAUGAUUUGAUUGUGAAGACGGAAAAGAGCUUGGACGAUUUGCAGGCAACCAAGAAGGAGGAUCGAGCGACGAAAGACCCGCGACUCGCGGCCAGCACUGGGCCGAGCGGGAAGAGUUUUGGAUUCGGGGGAAAGAGGUACGAGAAGGGUUCUUCGAGUGCGCCGCCGCCUAAGAGGAGGUAUUUCAGGAGGCAUUGCCCGACAAACCCUAGCAGCGAGCCUGUUUUACCUAGAGCUCCGGAUCAGCCUGCCGGAUCACAUCCAACACGGAGUCAGCAGUCUACGGCCGCAAAUAAUCAACAGAGAGCACGUCCGCAGCAGCCAGGCCGGGCACCAGCGCGUACCUACGCCAUGCAUGGGCGCACAGAUCCUAGUCCUGAUGUUAUCUUGGGUACGUUCAUACUAUUUGAUUCGGUUAUGCAUGCCUUGAUCGAUCCGGGUUCUACGCUCUCCUAUAUCUGUGUUGGCAUGCCUGCUAAUUCUGCGAUUGUGAGGAGUGACCUUGAGAUACCUACCGUUGUAUCGAAUCCGCUAGGACAUAGCAUGCGUCUUCAUCACAUCUAUCAUAGGUGUCCGUUGUCCGUGCAAGGGAAGCAAUUCCCUGCAGAUUUGAUAGAGCUACCAAACAAGGAGUUUGACAUUAUCCUUGGUAUGGAUUGGCUCACAGAGCAUAGAGCAGUGGUCGACUGCAGUUGUCGGACCGUACGGCUGAGAGCCGAGGACGGUAGUGACGUAUCACUCUCCGGGGAGGUGUUCCCCAAGACUCCCGAGUUCAUAUCGUCCUUGAGCGCGAGGCGCUUGAUUCGCAAGAAGUGCGAGAUGUUCCUGUGUCACGUUCAGGAUAUGCGAAAAGAAUCGCCACGUCAGCCGGACAUUCGUACGGUUUGCGACUUCCCCGAUGUCUUUCCCAAAGACCUACCUGCUUUGCCUCCGCCGAGAGAGGUAGAGUUCUCGAUCAAUCUCAUUCCGGGACCUGUUGCUUACAGGUUAGAGUUGCCACCAGAGUUGAACAGGAUUCACGACGUCUUUCAUGUCUCCAUGCUACGUAGAUACCGUUCAGAUCCGACUCAUGUGUUGCCGACCAAUGCUGUAACCCUCGAUGAGAGUUUGUCUUACGAAAAAGAACCAGUUAAGAUCUUGGCGCGCGAAACUAAAGUACUAAGAAAUAAGACGGUACCUUUGGUAAAGGUACUAUGGCGUAAUCAUGCGGUGGAAGAAGCAACCUGGGAGACCGAAGAAUCUAUGCGAACUCAGUACCCUCAUCUCUUCGACGACCAAUGACUCAG